AAAGAGAGAGGCCAGCUCACUUAUGUUCCAAGAUGUGGUCCAGCUGCAGCCGGGGAACAGGGUUCAGGAUGCAGGUCAAUGGAGCACUGGCCUGUGUGAGUGCUAUAAAGACAUCGGAGACUGCUGCUUUGCCCUUUGCUGCCUCCCAGUGUUCACCUGUAAGGUGACCCAUGCAGUGGGUGCAUGUCCCUGCCUGCCUCUGCUUGACUGCAUCGGAUGUGUACCACCAGCCUCACUCGCAAUGAGGGCAUCUGUCAGGGAACGAUACGGCAUAAAGGGGAGUGUGUGGAGCGACUGCCUGUACGGAUGCUGCUGCUAUCCGCUAUCUUGGCUCCAGAUCUCCAGAGAGCUGAAGAGAAGGGCAGCAUCCCACGCCUCUUCCUCCUCCUCAGCCAGAUACACGGCUCUGACCUCCCUGCAGGGGGCGCACUUGGUUUAAACACAAGGAGCACUCCUUUUCUUCUGGUCUGGCCUUUUGCUGCAGCUCUCCCUCCAGAGUGCUGGAGUUGAUUUAAUCACACUUCCUCUGGUCUGUAGACAGUUCCUGUUAUCUCAGAGGAUAAAGCUGGAGCAGUGUGACCCCCGGGUCAGUGUGACCUGAGAUAAAGUGAAAGAAGUAUGAUAACGGUCUAUAAAAACGAACAAUUAAGUUGUAAGCAUACAUGAUAAAGAUAACAGGGUUAAAAAAUUGACUCUGGUUUCUGGCAGUGUUGUACUUCCACCUCUCUAAGAGUUUUGUGUUCUCAGUUUUUCAUCUUGAUUUCACACAGAUUGAUAAGCUGAUAAAGGAUGAUUCUUCAUCCAACAUAAGUCCCUCCCAAUCUUUUUGUAUUCAUGAUGAGUGAAAGAGAGCAGCGUGUAGUUGUGUUAGAAUAUCUCACAGCCUUCAGAAAAUAAUAAAAGUGUAUUUGUGUGUUUGUGUAGCAGAUUGGGAUUUUUUUUUUGUAUUUAAUAUUGCAAUAAUAAAAUGUUAUCUCAUGAAAACAGCC
Messenger RNA from Notolabrus celidotus (New Zealand spotty), 989 nucleotides. Its product is annotated as PLAC8-like protein 1. NCBI's taxonomy places the organism in Eukaryota, Metazoa, Chordata, Actinopteri, Labriformes, Labridae. The transcript has 4 exons. The record is from RefSeq and is a predicted model, not a curated record. Bases 23 to 439 code for a protein of 138 amino acids.